AUGAAGGGCAAAUUUGGAGCUAAGAAGCAAAAAACUGAUGACUGGCACAGAGAAACAAUCAGGGGCCUGACCGUGGAGGGCCUUAUUGUGGUGGUGAUAAUGAUGGUGAUAGUAGAGGUACUGGUAGUGGUGUCUGUUGUGUACAGCUGCAAGUGUUUGUUGCUUGGGAAAGUGUGGGAAGCAGACUUGGAAGCUUGUCGGUUGCUUAUGCAGAGCCUGAACCUCCAGGAAGCCAGGGGCAGCCUGUCUGCAGAAGAUGAGAGGCAGAUGAAUGACUUAGAGGAAGCUGUCUGUACAGCCACUCUGCCUUUCCACCCCACACCCCCCUCUGAAGAUGAGAGGAAGGCUCCUUUGCAGGCAUUUGAAGAUUGGAAGGCUCACCCAACCCCCUUUCCACACUGUGCUGGAGGAGAACAGAAAGAGGAAUCUCACUUCCUUUCUGCAGAAUGUGGAGAAAAAUGUGAAGCCAUAGGCAAGAAGUUAUUGCACUUAGAAGACCAGCUUCACACGGCGAUCCAUAGUCACGAUGAAGAUCUCAUUCAUAUCCUUUUCAUCGUGCAGAUUAAGCACCUGUGA
Molecule: messenger RNA, 576 nt
Organism: Nycticebus coucang (slow loris)
Lineage: Eukaryota; Metazoa; Chordata; Mammalia; Primates; Lorisidae
Product: disrupted in schizophrenia 1 protein-like
Exons: 3
Coding region: 1-576 (191 amino acids)
Biological process (GO): neuron migration; cilium assembly
Cellular component (GO): mitochondrion; centrosome; intermediate filament cytoskeleton
Source: RefSeq, a predicted model, not a curated record